Molecule: messenger RNA, 864 nt
Organism: Pochonia chlamydosporia 170
Lineage: Eukaryota; Fungi; Ascomycota; Sordariomycetes; Hypocreales; Clavicipitaceae
Product: metalloprotease
Exons: 3
Coding region: 1-864 (287 amino acids)
Molecular function (GO): metallopeptidase activity
Source: RefSeq, a predicted model, not a curated record
AUGCUCGUCAAAUCUGUCAUACUAACCAGCUUGGCCGGCUUGGCCGUCUCCUUGGCCCGCCCACAAACACCCAGACUCACAUGCGGCACUGAAGCACCAACAAACGAGUUCCUCGAACAAUCCAGCUUCUUUCGAGCCGCAGAACAAGGUCUGACCUCACAAGGCCAAAUGAGCAUGGGAGCUAUCAACGUUACAGUAUACUACCACGUUAUCUCGAGGGACAAAACCAGACCAGGAGGCUACGUCCCCCUAGGAGCCGUCUACGACCAGCACAAAGUCCUCAACCAGGCAUUCAGCGGCACGGGCAUCUAUUUCAGCAGAAGGAGGAUCAAGUAUACCAUCAACAAAGACUGGGCAAAUGGCAAAGACCUAGAGGUGAUGAAGAAAACGCUCCGACAGGGACGGUACCGAGACCUCAACGUAUACAUCACCCCGGCACCUACCAGCGACCCCUUUGUGGUCGGCGUUUGCACAUUCCCAGAAUACGGACCGGUGGGCAGCCCUCGAUUUAACCAAGAUGGCUGCUCUGUACACUAUAGCGCACUGCCCGGGGGCAACCUGACAGGCUAUGGCCUGGGGAUGACUGCUGUCCACGAGGUUGGCCACUGGUUUGGUCUGCUGCACACCUUUCAAGGCGGCUGCUGGGACGCAAAUGAUCUUGUGGAUGACACUCCUGCUCAGUCGGAACCGACUACAGGCUGUCCCAAGGUGGCUCCGGACAGUUGUGUCGGAGACGAGUGGCCCGGCCUGGAUCCUAUCAAUAACUUUAUGGACUAUAGCACGGAUGUCUGCAGGAAUUCUUUUACUGUUGGCCAGAUCAACCGCAUGAAGAGCUUCUGGAACCUUUGGCGAAAGGACAUGUAA